Molecule: messenger RNA, 2991 nt
Organism: Psylliodes chrysocephalus
Lineage: Eukaryota; Metazoa; Arthropoda; Insecta; Coleoptera; Chrysomelidae
Source: the annotation of a GenBank genome assembly
AUGGCUCAAACGAAUUUUACACUACUAAUUAAUUUGUCAAAUUUUUUUAAAGAUCACCGGAAAAUUGCUAGGAUUUUUAUCGGCGACAAAAUAACCAGGAUACAGGACAUUCAAAAUAAAAUUACGAUAGUCUUUGGCAUCGAAAAUUUCUGUUUACUUAGCAAUAACGAGUAUUUGCCGCCGUCUGAAGAUAUCAGAAUUCUUCGGAAAGACGAUAUCGUAUGGGCGAUUCCAGCCCAAAGCGGUAAUGUGAGCUAUGAAAAUAUAGACGUAGAAAAUGAAUAUGCUCCAACUAAAUUAAAAAAGACUAAAAGAAAGUCUAAUUCAGCUGUUAAUGGAACAGAUGAGUAUGAAAAAGUGUCUAAAAGGAGAAAGCAGGAAGACUGUACAAGAGGGAAGCCACCAAAAAGUGAAGGCAAGACUGAAGAAAUUGAAUAUAUUACAAAAUGUUGUCAUAAAAAGAAAAAGAAACAUAUUUAUGAAGAAGUGCAACCUGAAGAUGAACAUAUCCCUAAAAUUUCUAAGAAAAAGAAAUAUAAAGAUCUGGAACAAACUGAAACAAAUAAAGUUCAGAAACAAAUAGAGAAUUCUAAAAAGAAAAACGUUUCUGUAUCUAAUAAAUUUAAUUAUUCAAAUAAAUCAAUCAAUGAAUAUCAAGUUACAGUAGGAAAUUCCUUACCAGAAAAUGUGUCUUUUAAAAAAAUUACACAAAUUCCAACAAUAACGGAAGAAUAUCUAAAAGAAAAAAAGAUUAACAUAGUUAAAAUUGAUUAUAUAUCUAAACCACCAGCUGCAGAGAAAAUUGAAACUGGUCCCAUACAAAAUGAAACUGAAAUAGUGAAAAAUACUUCAGAUUUCAAUGAAAGUAAAUCUAAUUCGGCACACAAAAUUGAAUCUGGCCCCUCACAAAAUGCCACCGAAAUAAGGGAAAAUUAUUUAGAUAACAAUGAAACUAAAUCUAGUUCGGAACACAAAAUUGAAAUUGGUUCCUUACAAAAUCAAACAGAAAUAAGGAAAAAUUAUUUAGAUUACAAUGUAACUAAAUCUAGUUCUGCACACAAAAUUGAAUUUGGCCCCUCACAAAAUGAAACAGAAAUAAGGAAAAAUCAUUUAGAUUACAAUGUAACUAAAUCUAGUUCUGCACACAAAAUUGAAAUUGGCCCCUCACAAAAUGAGACAGAAAUAAGGAAAAAUUAUUUAGAUUCCAAUGUAACUAAAUCUAGUUCUGCACACAAAAUUGAAAUUGGCUCCUCACAAAAUGAGACAGACAUAAGGAAAAAUUAUUUAGAUUCCAAUGUAACUAAAUCUAGUUCUGUACCCAAAAUUGAAAUUGGCCCCUCACAAAUUGAGACAGAAAUAAGGAAAAAUUAUUUAGAUUACAAUGUAACUAAAUCUAGUUCUGUACCCAAAAUUGAAAUUGGCCCCUCACAAAAUGAGACAGAAAUAAGGAAAAAUUAUUUAGAUUACAAUGACUCUAAAUCUAGUUCUGCACACAAAAUUGAAAUUGGCCCCUCACAAAAUGAGAUAGAAAAAAGGAAAAAUUAUUUUGAUUACAAUGAAACUAAAUCUAGUUUAAUUAAAAAUGAUAGUGGAGCAGUUAAAACCACAAAAUUUUUCUUCUUGAAUACUCCAUCUAGACAAAAAGUAGAAAAACCUGUGAAACAGAAAAGGAGCAAUCUAUUUAAACUCAACAUUAGCCCCAUAGUAAAUAAAGUUAAUAAAAUUGAAUUAUUACAAGAAAUCACACCUGCUGAAGAGAAAAGAAACAAUAUGUUUGAAUUGGGCCUUAGUCCUGUUGUAAGGCAUAAUGAAAAACUUGAAACUACUUGUGAAAAAGUAGAAGAAAAAACAGCUGCAGAGCCAAGAAGCAAUAUACUUAAACUUGAAAUGAAUCCUGUUGAAACAGAAAAUAAAGAAACCUAUAUUGAAACUUCUAUUGAUGUGAUUGAAAAUUAUACACUAAAACCUGAAAAUUCUAAUUCAAAUGACAUGCAUAGAGAGAAAAUAAAUGUUGCAGAUGAUAUAAUGCAAGUUGAAAAAAAUACAGGACCACCUAGUGAAUUAACAAAUGGACAUUCUGUUGAAACUUCUCCAUCUAUUUACAUUCAAGAUACCCAUAUAAUUCCUGCUCCAACCCCAGAGAAUAUAGAAACCUCACAUGCAUCUGGAAUAAUUAUUGAUAGUUCAAUGGAAAUUCAAGGAAAUUCUCCAGCUUUAAAUGUACAUUCUAGUUUUCAACCUAUCAGUGAAAUUUCGCCUUGUAUAACAACUAUCUUGGACACCCCUGUCAAUGAAUUGGGUAUUUCAGGAAUUGAAUGUAUUAACCGUAGCAAAUAUUCGGCAAGGAAACAGAUUUCUGGAGUAGGUCAGCUGUUGGGUAGUAUCCGAAAUAGUGAAUCGUGCUCUACAGUCUUGGAAACAUCACCCAGUGGUGACACCACCGAAUUUGUCACAAAAAGAAAAAGAACCAGAAGAACCCGAUCAAAAAAGAAGAAAAAUCCAUGUAUUAUUGCAGAUGAAACUCUCUCUCCUAUUAACAGCUCAAUAUCUUAUACUCCAAGACCGAUGCUUACCGAGGCUAAUCCAAAACAUCACUUCAAAUUUUCUGAUGAUGGAAAGAUCGACAAUAUUAAAAAUGAUAGUGUUAUUUCUAUAGGUAGUGAUACUGGCGACCUGCAAUUAGUAGAAGAAAAUAUUCUAAAGGCGCCAUUGAUGUCGGAAAAGGGACCAGAAGUAGGCAACAUUAUUUCUUUUAAGAUUCUUAAAAUAACCGAUGAUUUUACUCCCGAAAUAUCUUCAUAUAUUAUAGGACGUGUUGUCGAGUUCUCCGCAAUAUCUAAGCUAGUCGUUUUUGAAAUAACAUUGGGUUUAGAGCAAUUUGAGCAACCUAGAGGUAAAUUUGCACUGGAUGAUAAAGAAAAAAGAAGCAUGUGUGUAUUUAAAGAAUGUUUAUGGUCAGACUUGGUAGAGCCAAGACUAAUUGAUCCUUAA